Eruca vesicaria subsp. sativa (arugula) is the source of this 837-nucleotide messenger RNA. Lineage: Eukaryota; Viridiplantae; Streptophyta; Magnoliopsida; Brassicales; Brassicaceae. The record is from the annotation of a GenBank genome assembly.
AUGGAGUCUGGCUCCAAAAACCCCUUUAGAAAGUGGAAGGCCUUAGAUCGCCAAGGAGACUCUGAUGCUGCAUUGUUACCUAUCCAAACUAACCAAGCAAGAUCUUCCAAUGUAAGGAUGCCUAAUUCUGAUGCUAGGGCUAGAUUUGCCACUGCCUCCUCUUUUCAAAGAUGUCAUGGGAGAAAAAACAUAAUUCCGCAGGUUGCUCUAUUCGAUCUGUUGAAGAAGUUUGAUGAACAUCACAACGAAAUAAUAUUGUUUGCGUACGGUUCAGUGGGAGGAUUUCCGACCAUGACAGGUGGUUCCAAGAUGACGAAUCUGCUCUUAUAUAAUCUUGAGAGGAAUCACAAAAGCUGGCAGAUUACUCAAGUCUAUGGUUUUUAUAACGAUUGUUUGAGGAAGUACGGGAAUGCAUUACCAUUAGAAACUGAUGUUAGUUUGUUACUCUCAAACACAAACAGCCUACUACAAGUCGGUGUAUUUGAUUGUCUCGCCAACCUCCUCCAUGACGAUUCGGUGGUCAAUGGUGUUCAGCCUAAGCUCAAAUUAGCGACAAGCGUCAAUCCUAAGUUGCUCGGAGGUAUGCUCACUCUAUUAAAUGUUGCAUACCCCAAGGAAUGUGGGAUGUUGCUUCUUCCUCUGCCUACGGUUGCUGAGCUUAAUGCAUACGUUCUCAACUCUGGCCCACAGGGGGAGUUGACAAUAUUGAAACUACAAAUGGAUAGUGCUCCACCUCAUUCUCGAAAUGGUCUAAAAAGCUUCAGCAUGUAUCGUGUCCAAACCUCUGAUUCAGAUAGCUCGGAGUCGGCUGUCUUUGUGGCUUUUGAUGUGAAAUGA